Messenger RNA from Pezoporus occidentalis (night parrot), 910 nucleotides. It is a transcript of the gene FAHD1, whose product is annotated as fumarylacetoacetate hydrolase domain containing 1. Bases 161 to 832 code for a protein of 223 amino acids. The record is from RefSeq and is a predicted model, not a curated record. Gene Ontology annotation, cellular component: mitochondrion. Gene Ontology annotation, molecular function: acetylpyruvate hydrolase activity. NCBI's taxonomy places the organism in Eukaryota, Metazoa, Chordata, Aves, Psittaciformes, Psittacidae. The transcript has a single exon.
UCGGCACGCCCGGCACGGGCGAUUCGCUGACCCGGGUGAGGAGGCGGGGGACGAGCGGCAGCACCGGGCGGUCGCGGCGGGCAGGGAGCGGGCCGGAGGCGGCAGCGGGGCUCCCGGCCCGGCAAGGACAGCCCAAGGGCGAAGAGGAGCCGGCGCGGCCAUGGCUUCCUCCAAACCCUUGUCUCGAUUCUGGGAGUGGGGCAGGAACAUCGUGUGUGUGGGGCGGAACUACGCGGAGCACGCCAAGGAGAUGGGCAGCGCGCUGCCCCGCGAGCCCCUCUUCUUCCUCAAGCCCUCCACGGCCUAUGUGCGCGAAGGGUCGCCCAUCCUGCGGCCGUACUAUUGCAGCAACCUGCACCAUGAAGUGGAGCUGGGGGUGGUGAUCGGGAAGAGAGCCCAGGCCGUGCCCCAGGAGGCUGCCAUGGAACACGUGGCUGGCUAUGCCCUCUGCUUGGACAUGACAGCCAGGGACACGCAGGAGGAGUGCAAAAAGAAGGGUCUGCCCUGGACCUUGGCCAAGGGCUUCAGUUCAUCGUGCCCAGUGAGCGACUUUGUGCCCAAGGAGAAGAUCCCAGACCCUCACAAGCUGAAGAUCUGGCUCAAGGUGAAUGGGCAGCUAAGGCAGGAAGGGGAUACCUCCUCCAUGAUCUUCUCCAUCCCUUACCUGAUCAGCUACAUCAGUGAAAUAGUCACCCUGGAAGAAGGAGACUUGAUUCUGACAGGAUCUCCCAAAGGUGUUGGGUCUGUGCAGGCCAACGACGAGAUAGAGGCUGGGAUAAAAGAUGUCCUGUCCAUGCGGUUUAAGGUGGCACAGCAGACACGCAGGUCCUAACCGGGAGCAUGGCUGAGACCCCAUCUGCAUAGGAAGAGGCUCUUUCGGGAACAUCUGUUUAAUGAGGAGGUGCACAAC